CGGGCAGCCAAUAGCAGUCCGCCGCCCUCCACCUUACCCGGCUUUGGAUUAAAGAUGGCGGACCAGAGUGAGACAGCAGCGGGCGAGCGGCUGGAGGAGGACGAGAACGGCCACGGGCACUGCAGCGACUGCGAGAAUGAGGAAAAACACAGCUACAACCGGGGUGUGGGGGAUGAGAGCGGUGUUAAGAAGAAAAAGAAACAGAAACGCAAGAAAGAAAAAGUAGUGGACAAGUUGGAGACUUCUGAGGCUCAGGUGAGCACACUGCCUGCUGAGAAAAUCCAGGAAAUUCAGAAGGCGAUUGAAUUGUUCUCUGUGGGCCAAGGGCCAGCUAAGACAAUGGAAGAGGCCAGCAAGAGAAGCUACCAGUUCUGGGACACUCAGCCUGUCCCCAAGUUAGGGGAGGUGGUGAGUUCACAUGGUCCCAUCGAGCCUGAUAAGGAUAAUAUUCGGCAGGAACCAUACACUCUGCCACCAGGCUUCACCUGGGAUGCCCUAGAUCUGGGCGACAGGGCAGUGCUGAAAGAGCUGUACACUUUGCUCAAUGAGAACUACGUCGAGGAUGACGAUAACAUGUUCCGUUUUGACUACUCUCCCGAGUUCCUGCUCUGGGCCCUAAGACCCCCUGGAUGGCUUCCCCAGUGGCAUUGUGGAGUGAGAGUUAUCACCAGCAAGAAACUAGUGGGGUUUAUUAGUGCCAUCCCAGCAACAAUGCAGAUCUAUGACUUAACAAAGAAAAUGGUUGAGAUAAACUUUCUUUGUGUCCACAAGAAGCUACGUGCCAAGAGAGUGGCUCCAGUCCUGAUCCGUGAAAUCACACGCCGUGUCCACAUGGAGGGAAUCUUUCAAGCAGUUUACACCGCUGGAGUCGUUUUGCCGAAACCUGUGGGCACGUGCAGGUACUGGCACAGAUCAUUAAACCCCCGCAAACUGAUAGAAGUCAAGUUCUCCCAUUUGAGCCGCAACAUGACCAUGCAGAGGACCAUGAAGCUUUACCGGCUGCCAGAGGCACCAAAAACACCCGGUUUGCGGCCAAUGGAACUCCGCCAUAUCCCCGCCGUGCACAAGCUUCUGGGUCAGUACCUCUCCCAGUUUCACUUGGCUCCUGUCAUGAACGAGGAAGAAGUGCAGCACUGGUUGUUUCCACGAGAAAACAUCAUAGACACCUUUGUUGUGGAGACCCCGGACGGUGAGGUGACGGAUUUCCUGAGCUUCUACACAUUGCCGUCCACCAUUAUGAACCAUCCUAUGCACAGGAGUCUGAAGGCUGCAUACUCCUUCUACAAUGUCCACUCCAAGACUCCGCUGGUGGAACUCAUGAAUGAUGCUCUCAUACUGGCCAGAUCUAAAGGUUUUGAUGUAUUUAAUGCUCUGGACUUAAUGGAGAAUAAAACUUUCCUGGAUAAAUUGAAAUUUGGCAUAGGCGAUGGAAAUCUGCAGUAUUACCUGUAUAAUUGGAAAUGUCCCAGCAUGGGACCAGAGAAGGUGGGUCUGGUUCUACAAUAAACCUUCCCCCCCCCCCCAUGCCUGAAGGGGUCAGGGAGUGAAAUGGUCCAUCGUCUGCUCCCCAUGCCAGAGAUUGGACAUUGGAGAAAGCAGCCCCAAGGAGCAGAGAACGGUUUCAUAGGCUUAGCCAAGGAAUACACUGUACUGAUGUAUGCAGACUUAUGGAAGCGCAAAGCAGGGUUUUCUGCUAGCCUGGCUUGAAUUAAGGAUUUUUUUAGGGAGUGUUCGCUCCCUUCUUUACCCCCUGCUGUGAAUAUAACAUUGCGCCCACUCUUCCUUUCCUGCUGCCAUCUGAAUUGAAAAAGAGUUGUGGCUAAAUAUUAAAGUAUAUAUAUUAUAUAUAU
Molecule: messenger RNA, 1850 nt
Organism: Pelobates fuscus (common spadefoot toad)
Lineage: Eukaryota; Metazoa; Chordata; Amphibia; Anura; Pelobatidae
Gene: NMT1
Product: N-myristoyltransferase 1
Exons: 12
Coding region: 55-1506 (483 amino acids)
Biological process (GO): N-terminal peptidyl-glycine N-myristoylation
Cellular component (GO): cytoplasm
Molecular function (GO): glycylpeptide N-tetradecanoyltransferase activity
Source: RefSeq, a predicted model, not a curated record